GUGCGCGCGUGUGUGCGCGAGUGUGUGUGAGCGAGUGAGUGUGUGCGCGGGGGUGCGCGCGCGGGCGGGAGUGGGCGCGCGCGGGGAAAGGCCCGAAAACACCUUAGUUUGCACCGAGAGACCAUUUGCAGCGGAACCCGAAAGUUUGCAAGAGGAAGAGAGCGCGCGGCGAGCAAGCGGGCAAGGGGCAGCGGCAGUGGCGCCGGGGACCAUGGUGCUGCCGGCGCCUCCUCCGCGGGCGUGAAGGCGGUGCUCCCACUGCCUCCCCGGACUCCGCGGUGUCCCAGGAGCUUUUGCUGACAAUUCCAGUUUCCAAACGAAACAUUUGGGCCAUGGUGAGGGCUUCGAUCCCCUCUCAGAUUUGCUGUCAACCAUGAACGGGUGGAUGUGAUGCCUGCUGGCCAAAAGGUCUGGUGAGGAAGUGGAGGAGCAUAACCGUCUGCAGAAGAACUGCGUCUUUCAACUGGACUGUAUUGGUGCCCCCAAGAGGAGUGUCCCUCUGUGUGUUGCAGUCCUGUGGCAUUAUGCAUGCCCCCAACCAGUGACCCCUCAGGCUUUUUAUGGCUGUGAAACACGUUAAAAGUUCAGGGGUAAGAAGUGACCUUUUGAGGUGACUAUAACUGAAGAUUGCUUUACAGAAGCCAAAAAAGGUUUUUGAGUCAUGAUGCAAGAAUCUGGGACUGAGACAAAAAGUAACGGUUCAGCCAUCCAGAAUGGGUCGAGCGGCGGCAACCACUUGUUAGAGUGCGGCAGCCUCCGGGAAGGGCGGUCCAACGGAGAGGCGCCGGCCGUGGACGUGGGGGCGGCCGACCUUGCCCACGUGCAGCAGCAGCAGGCACUUCAAGUGGCAAGACAGCUCCUUCUUCAGCAGCAACAGCAGCAGCAAGUUAGUGGAUUAAAAUCUCCCAAGAGGAAUGACAAACAACCAGCCCUUCAGGUUCCCGUGUCAGUGGCUAUGAUGACACCUCAAGUUAUCACUCCCCAGCAAAUGCAGCAGAUCCUCCAGCAACAAGUGCUGAGCCCUCAGCAGCUCCAGGUUCUCCUCCAGCAGCAGCAGGCCCUCAUGCUUCAACAGCAGCAGCUUCAAGAGUUCUAUAAAAAACAACAGGAACAGUUGCAGCUUCAACUUUUACAACAACAACAUGCUGGAAAACAGCCUAAAGAGCAACAGCAGGUGGCUACCCAGCAGUUGGCUUUUCAACAGCAGCUUUUACAGAUGCAACAGUUACAGCAGCAGCACCUCCUGUCUUUGCAGCGCCAAGGCCUUCUAACAAUUCAGCCGGGGCAGCCUGCCCUUCCCCUCCAACCCCUUGCUCAAGGCAUGAUUCCAGCAGAACUGCAGCAGCUCUGGAAAGAAGUGACAAGUGCUCAUACUGCGGAAGAAACCACAGGCAACAAUCAUAGCAGUUUGGACCUGACCACAACAUGUGUCUCUUCCUCUGCCCCUUCCAAGACCUCCUUAAUAAUGAACCCACAUGCCUCUACCAACGGACAGCUCUCAGUCCACACUCCCAAAAGGGAAAGUUUGUCCCACGAGGAGCAUUCCCAUAGCCAUCCUCUCUAUGGACAUGGUGUGUGCAAGUGGCCAGGCUGUGAAGCAGUGUGUGAAGACUUCCAGUCAUUUCUAAAACAUCUCAACAGCGAGCAUGCGCUGGACGAUAGAAGUACAGCUCAAUGUAGAGUACAAAUGCAGGUUGUACAGCAGUUAGAGCUACAGCUUGCAAAAGACAAAGAGCGUCUGCAAGCCAUGAUGACCCACCUGCAUGUGAAGUCUACAGAACCCAAAGCCGCCCCUCAGCCCCUGAAUCUGGUAUCAAGUGUCACACUCUCCAAGUCCGCAUCAGAGGCUUCUCCACAGAGCUUACCUCAUACGCCAACGACCCCAACCGCCCCCAUCACUCCUGUCACCCAAGGCCCCUCCGUCAUCACCACCACCAGCAUGCACACGGUGGGACCCAUCCGCAGGCGGUACUCAGACAAAUACAACGUGCCCAUUUCUUCAGCAGAUAUUGCGCAGAACCAAGAAUUUUAUAAGAACGCGGAAGUUAGACCACCAUUUACAUAUGCAUCUUUAAUUAGGCAGGCCAUUCUCGAAUCUCCAGAAAAGCAGCUAACACUAAAUGAAAUCUAUAACUGGUUCACACGAAUGUUUGCUUACUUCCGACGCAAUGCAGCCACGUGGAAGAAUGCAGUGCGUCAUAAUCUUAGUCUUCACAAGUGUUUUGUGCGAGUAGAAAACGUUAAAGGGGCAGUAUGGACAGUGGAUGAAGUAGAAUUCCAAAAGCGAAGGCCACAAAAGAUCAGUGGUAAUCCUUCCCUUAUUAAAAACAUGCAGAGCAGCCACGCCUACUGCACACCUCUCAAUGCAGCUUUACAGGCUUCGAUGGCUGAGAAUAGUAUACCUCUAUACACUACCGCUUCCAUGGGAAAUCCCACUCUGGGCAACUUAGCCAGCGCGAUACGGGAAGAGCUGAACGGGGCGAUGGAGCAUACCAACAGCAACGAGAGCGACAGCAGUCCGGGCAGAUCCCCUAUGCAAGCCGUGCAUCCUGUACAUGUCAAAGAAGAGCCCCUCGAUCCAGAGGAAGCUGAAGGGCCUCUAUCCUUAGUGACAACAGCCAACCACAGUCCAGAUUUUGACCACGACAGAGAUUACGAAGACGAACCAGUAAACGAGGACAUGGAGUGAACAUCUGGGCGGGCCAACCCCAAGAAUGAAGAUUGGGAAACAAAACAAAACAAAACAUGUCAAAAGUCAGCAGUGAAAUUGUUCUCCAUUUGUUGUACAGUCUGGAGGAUUUUCACUACAUUUUGACAACUCUGAAAUGUGUUAACUCUUAGUGCCAUCAAGAAUCCCAUUUGGGAGUAUUUUUGAUUUUUCUACUUUUUGUUGAAAAAAGGAAUUUGUACUCUGUGCAUUGGAUGGACUUGUUUGGUACUUGGGAUUUUCCUCUCUUAACAGUCAACAUCAGUGUUGUAAAUUUGCUAAACUGAUUCACUUUUAGCAGCAGACUUUGAACUGCAGUCCUGCCAACGUUGGACACUGAGGACACCCAACUGAGCAUGUGCACCUAAGCUGCAGACCAAGCCUCUGCCCAGAAUUUAAGGAUUCCAAUGGACGACCUAUUUGCACAGUACUGCAUGUUGAUUAUCACUGCCUUUACUCCAUUUUUUUGGGUUUUUUUUGCUUCCAGUUGGGAUUGGGAAGGCCUUUGUGUGUGUAUUGGGGGGAGGGGUUAAAAAAUAAUUAUCCCAAACUUUUUAAUGUAUUGCUUUUUUUUUUUUUUUUUUUUUGCUUCUACUAUACCAUUUUAAGUUCUGACCUCAGGCCUCCAUUUGGGCCCAGGGCCUCUUGGAGGCUUAAAGUUUUCUGUACCUUGUGAUGAAUGUUAAUAGGUGUUUUUAUUAUACAAAGCUGAAUGUCAUUUCUCGUUUGUAGUUUUCUGUCACUCAUUCCAUUUUCCUUCAGACAUCACCACGUUUUCUCUAAAGUCAGAAAACAUUCCGUUUUGGUCUUUUUCAAAAAGGUCCCAAAUGCUGCACUCUACACAUGAAGGUCCUCUCACACAGACGUGAAUCCUGCCAGAAAGAGAAUGAAUGACAGAAAAAAAAAUAGAGACACUCUAGAAACGAUGCAGAUUCAUUCCACGAAGCAGUAUUGGAGGUGGGAAGGGGUUGUGUCAGAUUUUCCUUUUUUUUUUUUUUUUUUUUUUUUGCGCAGCUACCAUCAUUCCUAAUAAAUGCCACAGCACAAACCAACAUAGGCAGCACCGCUCCAAAGAAGCCUCGUCCUAGACUGACAGUGUGGCUGUGGAAGGCUCUCCCUGGUAGAUCCACGUUGCAGUGGGUCGCAGGCUCUCUGUUGUUAAAACCAGCAUGAGUUGCAAAAUGGUCCAAAAGCGGCUUCCCUGAGCAACUUUGCUGAAAGUACUGGUGGUGCUGAAUUUAAACAUCAGUUCAGACCUGCUUGGUGGCAUUAAUCUGUCUGAAUGCAAAUUAGAUUUCAGAUUGAACUUGUUGUGGGAGUAAUGAGGACUGAGUUCAGCAAAUGCUAAGGUGUUCAUUUCAGAUGUGCAAAUUUGGUCCUGCAGUUCAGUUUGUUAUGCAAUGUUAUCCCACCAAAUCCCAGAUUCAAAAACUCAGAGAAGGCAUCAAGUAGACCUAGAGGGUGCGUCUCAGCCCUGGACUUUUUGGGAAUCGAUACAGCGUGCGUAACAUGACGGUCAUCGGUCAGUACAACCUCAGUCCUUAGAACCCCCGAACACUUCCACUCUGCACCCACUUCCCUGUCACUCAUUUAUUUAUCUAGGACUGUAGCUUUUGGUUUGUUUUAGUUUGAUAGCCUUUUGGAGCUUAAUUUAUAUUCUUUGUACCUUUUUUUCCUAAAAUUACCAAAGAUAUUACACAAAGGUAAAUUAUGUUCUCUGUUUUAUGCUUUAUCUGAUGAAGCCAAAUAUCCUCUUAUUGUUGAUCAAAGGAGGCGAAAGAAUUUAGAGGCAAUUGAUGAGAUAGAGGCUAUUGCUAACCUGAGAGAACUGCUCCUUCAUCCUAGAGUACAUUUAGAAGACCAAGUAGGUAAUGGAACCAAAGUUCUUACUUUUUUUUGGUUUUUUUUUUUUUCUUCUGUACCUCUACGGAGACCAAAACUCAUUCUUGUAAAGAGAAAUUAUGAGGCUACUGAAGAUAAAAAUAGGACACAGUAUUAAAGGGGAGAAAGAAGGAAGGGAGUCCCAUCUCAAAGAGAAAAGUGAAUGUAUGCCACUGAAAAUUAGGGGGUGUCCAAGAAAGGAGACAGUUAAAAUCAAAUUCAGAGAGAACAGAAAAGCUUCCACAAUUGAACAAGACCACAUAAUAGUAUUUCUAGAAGACAUUUCUUUUAAAGAAAGAUUGUAUGCCACUUUUGUUUAAGGACUGUGCUAUGAUCGCUGCGUUCAUUUUGGUUUAUCUUGGCAUAGAUCCUUCGUUUUUUUUUCUUUUGCUUUAAAAAUUUUCUCCUUUUUCUUUGCUUUUUUCUGAUUAGGCUUGGGUGAGUAUUUUUCGUUUUAAAAAAAGUAACACUCCCGUCCACUCAUAAGCUUGGUACAAAAACGUCUUUGGCAGUUAGUUACUUUUGAAGCUUCACUCUGCUUUCUGUAUAAAGGGCAGUCUGUGGUCACUCGAGACUUUUUUUUCACUUUUCCAGGCAGCUUCGUGAUGCGCAGGCAGUAGCCAGACAGGGUCAUGGGAAGGGGCCCUGCGCUUCUAAACUGAGUGGUUGCUGGUUAGUUUGGUAUUCAAAAGAGGAUAAAAAUCUGGUAGAUUAGUUCAUUCUCAGCAUGUGUAGCUAGACAUGAGUAAAGAUAACAGCAUGAGAAACUGUUAGUACGCAUACCUCAGUUCAAACCUUUAGGGAAUGAUUAAAAUUAAAAAAAAAAAUACAUUUCACUCAGUUGCACUUAGUCGUAUGUCUUGCAUGCUUAGUCUAAAGACUGUAGCAAAAAGAAAAAAAAAGAAAAAUCAGAUUUUACAUAUCUUUGCAGGUAUCACAGCCUUGCAGAAGAACCAACUGAAAAAAAAAUUCUCAGGCUUUACAGCAAGCAAACUUCACUAUGAUUUUUACAAUUCUGAUUCUGUAUCCCUUGGGGGUAUUCCAGUUGCUUCUUUAGGAUGGGGUUUAUUAUGUUGUACAUAUAUCCCGAUGUGUCUGUGUGAAUCUUUGUCUUUUUUGGGGGAGGGCAGAGGGCGGUUCUUUUUUUAGAUAUUGUUCCUAAAAAGGAAUAAAUGCAUACACCUGUUUGUCAAAACACCUUUGCUUUUUUUGUGCAACUGCUUUAUAUUAACGAUACUAAAAAAGAAAAUAGCUUUGGAAAAAAAAAACUACUGUAUGUAUUGGAAUUGCAGAAUAUGCUGCACAUGUAUUUUAUUUAGUUAUUCUUGCUUUAAGAAUAUUGGAUGACAUUUCCUGACAUGUGGGAGGGAGAAACUCCUUAACCUUUUUUUUUUUUUUUGGCUUUUAAAUUGUAACAUAGUUGACAGAUUUUUUUUUUUUUUUCCUGUUCUCAUUGAUCGGAGCAUUUUGUACAGGUUUUUUGUGUGUGUGCGUGCGCGUGUGUGUUAAUCUGUUUUUGAUACAUUCCUAUCCCUUGUGUUUAUCCUACCACUGCCUUCCUGGCUAUCUUAAACAAGUUCAUACGUUUGAAAAGAGAAAAAAAAAAAUGUUGUUUUAAAAAAUGUUUUCUCCUGCUGCAGUAAAUAUUUUGCAUGAUGAAAUUCCAGGGUCACACUUUCAAAGUUUAUCAGUGAAGUAGUGAUUAAUAAUGGAGAGUGUCAAAGCUAUUGAACUUUUUGUAUAAAAAAAAAAAAGAAAACUUUACAAGGUGCCAAGAUGUAAAGACAAUUUGUUACUCUUUCUUUUUUUCCUUUUUGUCAAAGAAAAGCGUACAUUAGGGAGAUAGUCCCUUGUAUCAGGCAAAUGCGCUAUCAGGAAUGAGGAUCCAUCCUUCGUCCUUGUCCCUAGAGCCUGUCCUUGAAAGACGAGUUACGCUGCCCGCGUUGAACCAGCAGUGAAAUGAAAUCUCAAGGCUUCUGUACAUGAAGAGUGACCGCCAGCCCUGCCACCUUCGGACGGCUCUAACGUAUUCCCAGCAUCCUGUCAGACCUGGUAAAGAACACCUUGGAUUCCUAACCCAAAAUACGGUGUAAAUCACUAGCUAUUUUAUCAUGAAAAAGAAAAGUUAAGAAACAUUUCCUCUCCUUUCCACAUUCCAGCUGAGCUCCGUUUCCAAGGGUACAAAGAAGAACAUGCUUAUAAGGAUUUUUGAAUCUUUUUGGUACCUUUUGGUUAAUGGUUAUACCCUCUUGAUAUUUUGGAUGUUUUUGAGAUUCGGUUUCACUUUUUUAUCCUGAGAAUGAGACUGACAAUUCUAGAGGCAUUUUGUGGGCCCAGUGUAGUUCACGUGAUCUCUGCUAUCAGGAAGCCUUGGAGAUGGUACAGUCCGGACUGGGAGCUUGGUGCUUCAUGGAUAUGUGCUGCCAGUAACAAGAAUUUUUUUUUGUUUUGUUUUGUUUUGAUAAGGCAUAAAAGAAACUCAUUCCUUGACAUCAACUGUAAUUCCAUCAUUCCGUGUCUGUGGAUACAGACAAUAAAAAAAAAAAAUGUUGUGUAGUCAGUACUAAUUACUGACAUGAUAGCAUUCUCAAAUGCAAUAAAAAUGCUGGUUGUUCACACUGGUA
Molecule: messenger RNA, 7212 nt
Organism: Equus quagga
Lineage: Eukaryota; Metazoa; Chordata; Mammalia; Perissodactyla; Equidae
Gene: FOXP1
Product: forkhead box P1
Exons: 22
Coding region: 662-2689 (675 amino acids)
Biological process (GO): regulation of transcription by RNA polymerase II
Cellular component (GO): nucleus
Molecular function (GO): DNA-binding transcription repressor activity, RNA polymerase II-specific; RNA polymerase II cis-regulatory region sequence-specific DNA binding
Source: RefSeq, a predicted model, not a curated record